Molecule: messenger RNA, 654 nt
Organism: Symbiodinium sp. CCMP2592
Lineage: Eukaryota; Dinophyceae; Suessiales; Symbiodiniaceae
Source: the annotation of a GenBank genome assembly
AUGGGCAGCAUGGACAGGCUCUCGUCGAUUGUCGCAUUCGCGGACAAGCUGCACAUUUUCUCCUGCGACUCGGAUUCCUUCGCGGAAGCCUUUGGAGGCGAUGCCGAGCAGCAGAAGUUCUACGAGUGUCGGCGUUGGUGCAUGGCCCUGGCGUCCAAGAGAAAAACCCACUUUGGGGAAAGCCACGUUCGCGGCAUUGUCGCCAAGAACCUCCAGGCCUUGCUUCGGAACUGUAUGAGUGCGGGCUCUGUUGCUAGAGACGCCAUGUACGUUGUGAUGAACUAUGCUUGUGAUGCGCUGCCUUCUCUGCAGCGGCCUAUUGCAGAGACCGUGCUCUCCCGGAUGGAAGCUUUAGUGGAGUCCGACAUAGCUGCCAACCCGGGGCAGAUAGGUGAUUGCAUCACGAGCCUAACGAUGGUAUUGCGCUCGAUGAACAAGCCUCAGCGUCAGAAGUGGGCGUCCCUCCUGGUCAAGCUGCUGAUGGACAGUCAUGUCCGUGAAGAUGAGCUGAUCUGGCGACUGAACAUGCUGUGGCUGGCUGAUGACAACCCCAGGGAAACCUAUGCAGAAGCGAGACAGCAGGUGCGGACUUUCGCAAACUCCGCCUCAGAAGAUUUGCAGGCGCAUCUCCAGUAUCUCAUUCACAGCGGCUGA